Messenger RNA from Mesorhabditis belari, 1299 nucleotides. The record is from the annotation of a GenBank genome assembly. NCBI's taxonomy places the organism in Eukaryota, Metazoa, Nematoda, Chromadorea, Rhabditida, Rhabditidae.
AUGUCGACGAGUGUCGAGAAUAAGUCAAAACGAGAACGUUUUCACGCGAUUCGACGCCUCUGCGAGAACGCCUCUGAGUUUGCGACGCAAUAUUUCUCGCCCGGACCCGAGAAUCUCCAAUUCAUUCGCGAGGCGCGCAUUUUGGUCAUCGGCGCUGGCGGACUUGGCUGUGAGCUGCUCAAGGAUUUGGCCCUCUCCGGCUUUGGACAGUUGGACGUUAUCGAUAUGGACACCAUCGAUCUAUCGAAUCUCAAUCGACAAUUUCUAUUCAGAGAAUCCGACAUUGGACACUCAAAAGCCGAAGUAGCCGCCGCGUUCGUCUCUCGUCGCGUUUCUACGUGUAAAGUUAUGGCCCAUCACUGCGCGAUUGAGGAGAAAUCCCCGGCUUUCUACAAGCAAUUCCACGUGAUCGUUUGCGGUUUGGACUCAAUCAAAGCGAGACGGUGGAUUAAUUCGAUGCUUUGUGACCUCGUAGAAAUGAGCGAAGAUGGAGAAAUCGACAGUAGCACAAUCAUCCCGUUUGUCGAUGGGGGAACUGAAGGAUUUAAGGGAAACGUUCGUGUGAUCUACCCAAAAAUGACGGCUUGUGUCGAAUGUUUGCUCGAUCUUUACCCACCGCAGGUGAAUUACCCGAUGUGCACGAUUGCACACACACCACGUCUUCCUGAGCACUGUGUCGAGUACGUGAAAGCGAUCGAGUGGCCAAAGGAGAAACCGUUUGAUGGUGAAUCUUUGGACGCGGAUCGCGCCGAACACGUUGACUGGGUACUAGAGAGAGCAAAAUCAAGAGCUGAAAUUUUUGGAAUCAAAGGUGUCGAUCAUCGUUUGUGUUUGGGUGUGCUGAAAAGGAUCAUCCCGGCGGUCGCCUCGACGAAUGCUGUUGUUGCUGCCUCGUGUGCGCUCGAAGUGCUGAAAUUGGUGUCAAACAUGGCGAUGCCACUCGAUAACUACCUGAACUUUUCACAAACCGAUGGGGUCCACUGUGCGGUGGUGCAAUUGGAUAGAAAUCAUAAAUGCCUUGCGUGCGGUGAGAACAAGGCGGUGAUGCACAUCGAGCCGACGGCCACAUUUGAAACGUUAAUGGAACGAUUGAAGGAGAAAUUCCAUCUUACCUCGCCGGAUAUCCGUGUUGGCACGCGUCCGCUUUACGUGAUCUCGGACUUGAUGCCAGAAUUGAAAGAAACUAGUGAGGGGAACUUGAUUCGACCAGUUUCUGAGCUGAUCGAUGGUGGAGUCGAGCUUCUCCUCACCGACCCAUCCCUCAACCGGGCGCUCACUGUACAAAUCAAUUUCGCGGAA